This is a messenger RNA of Octopus bimaculoides (California two-spot octopus), 864 nucleotides long. Its product is annotated as piggyBac transposable element-derived protein 3-like. Lineage: Eukaryota; Metazoa; Mollusca; Cephalopoda; Octopoda; Octopodidae. The record is from RefSeq and is a predicted model, not a curated record.
AUGUUCAUGAGAAGCAAGCCAAUCAAAUUUGGAUACAAGUUUUGGUGCCUCUGUAGUUACAAUGGGUACCUUUUCAAUUUUGAUCCGUACUAUGGCAAAGGAGAUAGUGAUAGCAAAGAACCACUAGGGAUGAGAGUAGUGAAAAAAUUGACUGAUGUUUUGCCAUCAGGAGAACAAUCAUAUCAACUGUUCUUUGAUAAUUUCUUCACAAGCAUUGAAACUCUUGCAUUGCUUCGAGAAAAACAUUUGAAGGCCACUGGAACAAUUCGAGAGAAUUGUUGUAAGAAAUGUCCAAUGAUUGAUUACAAGACCAUGCAGAAGAAAGAAAGAGGACAUAUUGAUUACAGAGUUGACUGCACAAAUAAAAUACUUAUCACCAGAUGGAAUGACAAUAAACCUGUUUCUGUUGCAACAAAUUAUAGUAGUGUAUACCCAACUGUCACUGCCAGGCAGUACUCACAAAAGGAGAAGCAACACUUGAAUGUCAAUAUGCCUAAAUGCAUAUCAGAAUAUAAUCAUAACAUGAGUGGUGUUGAUAUGCUUGACAAACAAGUUUCACUUUAUAGGACUCGUAUACGUGGCAAGAAAUGGUGGUUCCCCAUGUUCACGCAGUUUUUUUAUAUCACCGUUGUGUAUGCUUGGUGCUUGUAUCAGGAAGCAUCUACUGAUAAAACAAUGUCACUCUUGACUGCACGCAGGAAAAUUAUACUCAGUUACCUAUCGAAGCCAACUGCUUCAGAUUGCAAGCGUUCAGGGCGGAAGACUAAAAUUUCAAAAGGCAGAAAGAAAGUGAAGUACCUGGGACAUAGGAGAGAAGACAGCAUCUGUACUGAUCCAGAGAAGGUGGCAAAUAUGAAGGGUUAG